Molecule: messenger RNA, 3556 nt
Organism: Cuculus canorus (common cuckoo)
Lineage: Eukaryota; Metazoa; Chordata; Aves; Cuculiformes; Cuculidae
Gene: RCC1L
Product: RCC1 like
Exons: 11
Coding region: 42-1394 (450 amino acids)
Source: RefSeq, a predicted model, not a curated record
UGGCGCGUCACGUGGCGUCGCGCGGGUGGCUCUGUCCCAACAUGGCGGCUCUGCGGGUUGCGCUGAGGCCUUGUCCGCCUGCGCUGAGCCGGGGCCGGGCCGGGCCCUCGGGGCCGCGAAGCACCCGGCAGCUCCGAGAGGCGGACGAGGCUGCGCCCGUGUUCCAGUACGCGGGGAGGGCGGCCGGGAGGAAGCACCGCGUGUUCGUGUGGGGCUUCUGCUUCGCGGGAGCCCUGGGCCUGCCCAGUUUCGUGAGGCCCGACGCGGGGUGGAAGAAACCGCGGCGCAUCCAGACCACGCCGUACCGGCUGGAGACCGAGGAGAGGAUAUCUUCUGCUGCCUGCGGUUAUGGAUUCACACUGCUGUCCUCUAAAACAACAGACAUCACCAAAGUGUGGGGCAUGGGGCUGAACAAGGAUUCCCAGCUUGGAUUCCAGAGAAGCAUAAGAGAUCGAACUAAGGGCUAUGAAUAUGUCUUGGAACCAUCUCCAAUUCCAUUACCGCUGGAGAAGCCGCAGCAGACUCGAGUCUUGCAAGUCUCCUGUGGGAGAGCCCAUUCGCUGAUCCUGACAGACAGUGAAGGAGUUUUCACCAUGGGGAACAAUUCUUACGGACAGUGUGGCCGGGAGAUUGUUGAAGAUGAAACAUACAGUGGAAGCCAUCUUAUUCAUCAGCUGAAUGAAUUCGACGGCAGAGUUGUCCAGGUGGUGUGUGGGCAGGACCACAGCCUGUUUAGAACCAAGAAAGGCGCUGUGUAUGCAUGUGGAUGGGGAGCUGAUGGACAAACAGGUCUUGGACACUACAACAUCACCAGUGUUCCUACCAAGCUGCAUGGUGAUAUUGCUGGAGUAAACAUUAUCCAGGUCUCUUCCUAUGGGGACUGUUGUCUGGCUGUUUCAGAUGAAGGAGACGUCUUUGGUUGGGGAAAUUCAGAGUACUUGCAGUUGGCGUCUGUCACAGAAACCACUCAGGUGAAUGUUCCCAGACAUUUGCCAUUCAAGAUUGGGAAGAUAAAGGAGGCUGCGUGUGGAGGCACUGGAAAUGUUGUGCUAACAGAAGAAGGAAAUGUUUUUGUCUGGGGAUAUGGAAUUCUUGGGAAAGGACCAAACCUCACAGAGACAGCAGUGCCAGAGAUGAUCCCACCCAGUCUUUUUGGCUGCUCAGACUUCAAUCCGGACAUCCGUGUUGCUCACGUUCGCUGUGGACUCAGCCAUUUUGCAGCGAUUACAAACAGAGGAGAACUGUUUGUGUGGGGGAAGAAUAUAAGAGGGUGCCUGGGAACUGGAAGAAUGGAAGACCAGUAUUUUCCAUGGAGGGUGACUGUGCCCGGUGAGGUGGUGGACGUUGCCUGUGGAGUUGACCACAUGGUGGGCAUGGUGAAGUCUUUCACCUAGUGAUACUACUGGGCCUCAGCGCUGUGCUGACACAACGGGAGACUUGGUGACAAGCUUCUUGGAAAGGAAGACUCGUUCCGUGAAGCCCAGCAAGAAGUGACUGUGAGCAGGGACAGCCAAAGCAGUGCCUAGGGUGUGUUGUCAUGUCGGCAUCGUUGGAAUGAUAUGGCCUGGCUGCAAGAGAGAUUUACAUUCCCUAGGGAGUGUAGAAUUGCAGGGAGUGCUCUGGCUGGUUGGUGGUGAGCUCCAGAAGAGUCUGAAGCCCAGCCCGCAGCUGGAGAGUCCUUCUGUGUGUAAGGAUGAAGAACAUCUCCCUCCGGCAAGACUGACACGAGAUGGAAGCUAUAGCACAGGACAUUGAUUUAUGGAUGCUUUCCCUGUCACCAGCUGUGGAGCGUCAGUGUUGGGCUGCGGCAAACUAUUUCUCAAGGGAAAGGAUUUUUUAGUAACUAUUUUUGAUGGGAAGGAAAAGCCAUGCUGGCUGUUGGAGUCUGGCACAGCUGUCCCGGUCAUCCUCCACCAGCUGCACUCUGCCCAGGCCCCUGUUCCAUGUGGAAGCUGUGCACAGCCAGCGGCCUGGAAGCAGUGGUGUGCUUUUAUCCCAGGCUGUGGCAGGCUUUCAGUACGGACUCCAAAGACUGAACAUCCAAGGACCAUGUUUAUUAAACUGGAAAAGUGAGAACUUGUUUGCAGGGGGGAAGCACUGUUAAAUAUAAGACAGCUUGGAAAGAUCGAUCCUAGGCUGCCCUUGCUGAGGGAGAAUGGCUCGGUGGUGGCAGCUGCUGGUCUUGCCUCUUUGUGGAGGUAGGCGGGAAACAAAGCUCUUCCUCUUGGCUACCUGCAGGGCGGGUGCUGGGGCAGUGGAGAGCAGCGCUCACUGCUCAUUGGGUACUUUUGUCUCUAUGUGCUGUUCACAGACCACUGCCUCUGGGUUUUUUUGGGGGGAGUUCCUGCUUUCUUUCUGUCUUUAGGGAUGGUGGCUCUGUUCCAGUGGGCCCUUUAAAUUAGCCAGACUUUUAGUAGUGCCAGUAGGGACAGGAGUCACAGUGAGCAAGCAGCAGCGCCUUGCUUCUUGGUACCUGCUUAGCAGAGAAGUUGCGGUGAGUGCAAUUAGGACACGGUUAGCUGCUGGAGAUGGGGUGCAACCACAGUAGGUACCUGUAGCAGGCACUUAGCAGGUGUCACACUGGAAUGUGGGAAUCUGUCUCCUCUGAAAUAAUCCAGACGCUAGGCAGAGCAGUAUCAAUUCUCUUGGUGUGGGAUGCUUCUACUGUGUAAAUUGUUUUGGCAAGAUCCAAGCUAAUAUGUUUUUAAUAAAGUGAUUAUAAAGUCCUCAUCAGUAUUAACAGGAAUGUUCUCGAGCUUGCCUUCACAUAUGAGCUGCUCUUCCUUGCAUUCUGCAUUUCAACUUCGGCAUUUCUGUUCACAGUGGUGUGACAGGAACCCUCGUCUGUCAGCAGAGACCUCUGCACCCGCAGGACUGGUGUGAUUGUGGGCAGACAGCUGUCCCAGGGACACACACUCAUAUUUUGGCUCUGUGAGAUGAAACUCAUCAAUCUCUUGAGUAAUUACCAAAACUCAGGGGGUAAAAUUGACUUUGAAGUAAGUCUUGAAGGGCUUUGCAUCAAAUUAGGACAGGUGAAACAAAGUACACAGAAAUAGAAGUGCAUGGGUUGCUAUUAAUGUUACUGUGUAGCACUGUGAUGGGUUGAGGCAGAGCGAGCAGAAGCUAUCAUUGAAUUGUGGCAGGUGUUUGCUGCUGUGCAUUCCCAUUAAGUCAGCUUUAAUUCACACCUCCUCCUACACUUGACUUGGGCAACUGGAGCUGCCCAAACGUGUCUCUGGCCUCGUGGGAGCAGCUCUGCCCUUUGAACAGGAGGAAGCUUUAAAGCAUUGGAAACAAAUACCAAAACCCAUGGUAAAGGCAGUUUUCUAAACCCUUCCCUCUGUGGAUACUGCUGUUUGAGGAGGGCGCACAGCAUCGCUGGUUGGUGCCCGGCAGCGCUGCAGGCUUUUCGCUGCUCAUGUUCACACGGGCAUCCGGCUGCUGUGUGGGGCUGGGCCUUGGGGAGAGCUGGGAUGAGAAUUAACGCUGUGUUGUACCUGGCUAUUUCACAGUCUUGCUGUGCAAUAAAUUGCAAAAUCUGUGUGUUAAUGAGACG